ACCGUGAAAAAUUCGUUUCCCCGUAGGCCGCAAAAGAUUAUUUACUAUCAGAGUCGAGAAAUGUUGGGUGCAUUAGUGUCAUCUUCAUCUUCCAGAUUCUUCUCUUCUUCCAUCGGAAAGACUUGUUCGCUCUCUAGAUCUUCGAUUCCUUCGUUUUCUCGCUUAUCAGUUCGAUUAAUGGCCGAUUCCGCUUUCAAGAAAAUCCAGAUCAAAAGAGAUGACACCACAUUUGAUGCCUAUGUGGUCGGUAAAGAUGAUGCGCCCGGGAUCGUGGUGAUUCAAGAAUGGUGGGGUGUUGACUUUGAGAUCAAGAACCACGCUAUUAAAAUCUCACAACUUGAGCCUGGUUUCAAAGCCCUUAUACCCGACUUGUAUCGAGGAAAAGUUGGUCUUGAUACUGCAGAGGCACAGCAUCUUAUGGAUGGCCUUGACUGGCCAGGUGCCAUCAAAGAUAUCCACGCUUCUGUUAAUUGGCUAAAAGCCAAUGGCUCAAAGAAGGUUGGUGUGACUGGAAUGUGCAUGGGAGGUGCACUAGCCAUAGCUAGCUCUGUUUUGGUUCCAGAGGUGGAUGCUGUUGUCGGAUUCUAUGGAACCCCUUCCUCAGAGCUUGCAGAUCCAGCUCAAGCCAAGGCACCUAUUCAGGCUCAUUUUGGGGAGCUUGACAAUUUUGUCGGUUUCUCUGAUGUCACGGCAGCAAAGAAUCUCGAAGAGAAGCUGAAAGCGUCAGGAGUACCACACGAGGUCCAUAUUUACUCAGGGAACGGGCAUGCGUUCUUGAACAGGAGCCCGGAAGGAGUGAGCAGAAGGAAAAGCAUGGGACUUUCUGAUGAAGACGAAGCUGCGGUGGAGCUUGCUUGGUCUCGCUUCAAUUCUUGGAUGAAACAUUACUUGGUUUAAAGCUUCCUUUUGUCAGACAGUGUUCAUGUAAGUCCCGAAAUAUUUUGUGAUGUCUAAUGAUCUUGAAUAAGGAACAUUGCUCUUAGGACGUUAAUCUGAGAAUCAAAUAAAGGGGUUUGUAUGUUUGCUUGUGGUUUUGUGUCGAAAUGUUGGAAGGUUUUUUUGUUUUAUAAAUUCGAACUGAAAUCGAUGU
This is a messenger RNA of Eutrema salsugineum, 1090 nucleotides long. Its product is annotated as protein usf. The coding region runs from base 61 to 897 and encodes 278 amino acids. The record is from RefSeq and is a predicted model, not a curated record. The transcript has 5 exons. Gene Ontology annotation, molecular function: hydrolase activity; acyltransferase activity, transferring groups other than amino-acyl groups. Lineage: Eukaryota; Viridiplantae; Streptophyta; Magnoliopsida; Brassicales; Brassicaceae.